UCAGAAGUUACUUUCACUUUGUUCCCGUUGUGACGCAGAAGUUUUCCUCGUCGUUAAACUCUUGUAUUAGGAUGCAGCAGCAGAGACCUGGACCUGGACCUGAAGAUGGACCUGGAGAUGGACCUGGAGAUGGACCUGAACCUGGACCUGGAUCCAGCUGUGUGUCCAUGAAGAGUGACAGGUAUAUGGAUCACCCUCUUACCUUUAAAUCUGGACGUCCUGCAGAGGGAAGGAUCCAGCAGCAGAGACCUGGACCCAGCUGUGAGUCCAUGAAGAGUGACUGGUCUAUGGAGUCUCCUAUUUACUUUAAAGCUGGACAAAGUGCUGAUGGAAGAGUUCUGCAGGAGUUCUCAGAGGUUCCCAGUGAUCAGUCCGCCCCGAAGCAUCACACAGACCUGGACUCCAUAUUUAUGCUGCUGGAGGAGAACAUCGUGACUUUUGUGAAGAACGAGCUGAAGAAGAUCCAGAAGGCUCUGAGUUCAGAUUACCCAGAAGGCUUAGAGAGUCAGAGUGAGGAUGAGGAGGUGUUGGACGGUGAGGAUGAAGAGCAGAGGAGCAGCAGAGAGGCAGUUCUGAACAUCACCCUGCACUUCCUGAGGAGCAUGAAGCAGGAGGAGCUGGCUGAGCGUCUGCAGAGCAGAUCUCCUGCUGCAGUGUGCAGUAAACUCAAAUCCACCCUGAAGGAGAGGUUCCAGUGUGUGUUUGAGGGCAUCGCUAAAGCAGGAAACCAAACCCUUCUGAACCAGAUCUACACAGAGCUCUACAUCACAGAGGGGGGGUCUGCAGAGGUCAACAAGGAACAUGAGGUCAGACAGAUUGAAUCAGCAUCCAGGAAACCACACAGACCAGAAACAACCAUCAGACAAGAAGACCUCUUUAAAGCCUCACCUGGAAGAGAUGCACCAAUCAGAGCAGUGCUGACAAAGGGCGUGGCUGGCAUUGGGAAAACAGUCAUAACACAGAAGUUCACUCUGGACUGGGCUGAAGGCAAAGCCAACCAGGACAUCCAGUUCAUAUUUCCAUUCACCUUCAGAGAGCUGAACGUGGUGAGAGAGAACAAGUACAGCUUGGUGGAACUUGUUCAUCACUUCUUCUCUGAAACCAGAGACGCAGGAAUCUGCAGGUUCGAUCAGUUCCCGGUCGUGUUCAUCUUUGACGGUCUGGAUGAGUGUCGACUUUCUCUGGACUUCCUCAACACUGAGAUCCUGACUGAUGUCACAGAGUCCACCUCAGUGGAUGUGCUGCUGACAAACCUCAUCAGGGGGAAGCUGCUUCCCUCUGCUCGCCUCUGGAUAACCACACGACCUGCAGCAGCCAAUCAGAUCCCUCCUGAGUGUGUGGACAUGGUGACAGAGGUCCGAGGGUUCACUGACCCACAGAAGGAGGUUUACUUCAGGAAGAGAUUCAGAGAUCAGGAGCAGGCCGGCACCAUCAUCUCCCACAUCAAGACCUCACGAAGCCUCCACAUCAUGUGCCACAUCCCAGUCUUCUGCUGGAUCUCUGCUUCAGUUCUGGAGGAGGUGUUGAAAACCAGAGAGGGAGGAGAGCUGCCCAAGACCCUGACUGAGAUGUACAUCCACUUCCUGGUGGUUCAGUCCAAAGUGAAGAACAUCAAGUAUGAUGGAGGAGCUGAGACAGAUCCACACUGGAGUCCAGAGAGCAGGAAGAUGAUGGAGUCUCUGGGGAAACUGGCUUUUGAGCAGCUGCAGAAAGGCAACCUGAUCUUCUAUGAUCACGACCUGACAGAGUGUGGCAUCGAUAUCACAGCAGCCUCAGUGUACUCAGGAGUGUUCACACAGGUCUUUAGAGAGGAGAGAGGACUGUACCAGGACAAGGUGUUCUGCUUCGUCCAUCUGAGCGUUCAGGAGUUUCUGGCUGCUCUUCAUGUCCAUCUGACCUUCAUCAACUCUGGAGUCAACCUGCUGGCAGAAGAACCAACAACCUCCCAGCAGUAUGAGGUCAAACCUGAACUCUCACAUCUCUACCAGAGUGCUGUGGACCAGGCCUUACAGAGUCCAAACGGACACCUGGACUUGUUCCUCCGCUUCCUCCUGGGUCUUUCACUGCAGACCAAUCAGGAACUCCUACGAGGCCUGCUCACACAGUCAGGAAGUGACUCAGGGACUGAAGAGGAAACAGUCCAGUACAUCAAGAAGAAGAUAGAAGAGGCUCCCUCUCCAGAGAGAAGCAUCAACCUGUUCCACUGUCUGAAUGAACUGAAUGAUCGUUCUCUAGUGAAGCAGAUCCAACAGUCCCUGAGUUCAGGAAGUCUCUCCACAGAGAAUCUCUCUCCUGCUCAGUGGUCAGCUCUGGUCUUCAUCUUACUGUCAUCAGGAGAAGAUCUGGACGUGUUUGACCUGAAGAAAUACUCUGCUUCAGAGGAGGCUCUUCUGAGGCUGCUGCCAGUGGUCAAAGCCUCCAACAAAGCUCUACUGAGUGUCUGUAACCUGUCAGAGAGAAGCUGUGCAGCUCUGUCCUCAGUCCUCAGCUCCCAGUCCUCUAGUCUGAGAGAGCUGGACCUGAGUAACAACGACCUGCAGGAUUCAGGAGUGAAGCUGCUGUCUGCUGGACUGGAGAGUCCACACUGUGAACUGGAGACUCUCAGUCUGUCAGGCUGUCUGGUCACAGAGGAAGGCUGUGUUUCUCUGGCUUCAGCUCUGAGCUCCAACCCCUCCUCCCAUCUGAGAGAGCUGGACCUGAGCUACAAUCAUCCAGGAGACUCAGGAGAGAAGCUGCUGUCUGCUGGACGUGAAGAUCCACUCUGGAGACUGGAGACACUCAGGAUGGACCAUGGUGGACUGCAGUGGUUGAAACCUGGUCUGAGGAAGUAUGCCUGUGAACUGGAGCUGGACUCAAACACAGCUCACAGAGGACUCAAACUGUCUGAAGACAACAGGACGGUGACACUUGUGAGGAGGGAGGAGCCAUAUCCUGAUCAUCCAGAGAGGUUUGACUUCUACGAACAGCUGAUGUGCAGAGAAGCUCUGACUGGUCGCUGCUACUGGGAGGUCGAGUGGAGCGGAAAGGUUCAUAUAGCAGUGACUUACAGAGGAAUCAGCAGGAGAGGAGACAGUAAGGACUGUAGGUUUGGAUGGAAUGAUCAGUCCUGGAGUCUGAGAUACUCUGACGGGUGUUACUCUGUCUGGCACAAUGAGAGAAGAACACGCACCUCCUCCCCCUCCUCCCCCUCUGGUAGAGUAGCAGUGUAUCUGAAUCAUCCUGCUGGUUCUCUCUCCUUCUACAGAGUCUCCUCUGACAGACUGAUCCACCUCCACACCAUCAGAACCACAUUCACUGAACCUCUUUAUGCUGGGUUCAGGUUAUGGACUGGUUCCUCUUCAGUGUCUCUGGAUCCUCUGCAGGUCUGAGAGUCUCUCCUCAGCGUCUCUGGUUCCUCUGCAGGUCUGAGAUUGUAAAAGUUCUCUAAAAAUACAGGAAGCACAUUAUGAUGGUCUACUUCUGGUUAGGCUGGGCUUAUGAAAGCCAAUGUGAUAUGUUUGUAAUGAUAAGAGCUUUGUGUGUAUUGAAUUGGUAAAAUUAUUUUCAUCGGUUAAACCUUUUCUUUAAACCUCUGGACAAUCUUCUAAAAUACAAUCCUUAUGUCGUUGGUUAAAACCUUAACUUUCCUCUUCAGUUGCAACACACAAUUAUUCGAGAGUGCUUCUAUGGUGAACUACCCAGUGAAACCCUGUUAUUUGUUUUCCUCUCACUGUUGCUGACUUUAUAUCCUACCAGCAGAAGCAGAAUAAAAUGCACAUAUUAGGGUUC
Messenger RNA from Gymnodraco acuticeps, 3768 nucleotides. Its product is annotated as NLR family CARD domain-containing protein 3-like. NCBI's taxonomy places the organism in Eukaryota, Metazoa, Chordata, Actinopteri, Perciformes, Bathydraconidae. Gene Ontology annotation, molecular function: protein binding. The record is from RefSeq and is a predicted model, not a curated record. The transcript has 10 exons. Bases 72 to 3368 code for a protein of 1098 amino acids.